AUGGAGGAUCAAAGACCCAUUAUUCUUUGGUCCCAUCCGAGAUCUCUUUCUACAGUUUUCGAACGACCAUUUCUUCAAUGUCCUCAAGAAUUCCAUGUUAUCCAUGAAUCAAUUAAUCCAAUUAGUCGUGCAUAUGUGACCAAAAACUUAAAAUUUUUGAAUCAAAUUCUGUUACCUAAACCUACUGAUCCGAUCACCUUUGUACAUUAUUUCUCGCCUACUCUUAAUGAAAUUCUUGCCCCUCAUUACUAUGAUGAUGAUAAAACACAUACCUUAAGAGUUUUUGUGAAGGAUCAUACAUCCAAUUUUUUAGAUGCAUUAGAAGGAAAUCUAGAAGGAAAUCUAUUAGGAUCCAAGGAAAUUCUUUCAAAAUUUAAACAUACGUUCAUUAUUAGGAAUCCAGAAAAAUCCGUAAACACAGGAUUUGACAAAUCAAUCAAUAAUGAAGAAAUUGAAUAUCCUCAACAUGUUUAUGACUUAAUUGCUAAAAGCAAACCUCAUUAUGAAUACUUGUUUCAACAUAGAAUUAAGAUUUAG
Racocetra fulgida is the source of this 537-nucleotide messenger RNA. The record is from the annotation of a GenBank genome assembly. Lineage: Eukaryota; Fungi; Glomeromycota; Glomeromycetes; Diversisporales; Gigasporaceae.